Corythoichthys intestinalis (scribbled pipefish) is the source of this 2039-nucleotide messenger RNA. RefSeq names its product gastrula zinc finger protein XlCGF52.1-like. The record is from RefSeq and is a predicted model, not a curated record. Gene Ontology annotation, biological process: regulation of transcription by RNA polymerase II. NCBI's taxonomy places the organism in Eukaryota, Metazoa, Chordata, Actinopteri, Syngnathiformes, Syngnathidae. The transcript is spliced from 2 exons. Gene Ontology annotation, cellular component: nucleoplasm. Bases 177 to 1358 code for a protein of 393 amino acids. Gene Ontology annotation, molecular function: RNA polymerase II cis-regulatory region sequence-specific DNA binding; DNA-binding transcription repressor activity, RNA polymerase II-specific.
CUUCCGGUUCACUUGACGCAACAUCUGUUUAUCCAUCCGGGACUUGCAGUUCUUUCCCAUUCUCUACUCAACAAAUAAGCUCCUUCAAAGAAUUUUCAUCUUAUGACGUCACUGAUGAAGAUCCUCACCCUGAGAAGCACGAUUCCCCCAGCGUUAUACAGGAGGAGGAGUAAGAGAUGUCGGGCAUCAAACAGGAAGCGGAGCUAGAGACCCCCAGCAUUAAAGAAGAAGAACAGGAAGAUGAAAUCACUUUUCCAUUGACUGUCAUUGUGAAGAGCGAAGAAGAUGAACUUUCAAGCGCAGAGAGCGAAGCCGCGAAACCUUCGAGCGGCAGCUCAUUUCAACACCUGACAACAAAUGAAGAGAGAAAAUCGCAACUGGACGGCCUUUUGGCGCCGCUCUCAGACAGUGAAGACGUAACAACCCACUCUUCGGACUUUACCACUGAUGAAGAGGAUGUGGACUUUGACCCAAAGUCUAGGAAAUCCUUAAACAAGUCAUCAUUGACAAGAGAUUCAAAAAACUACGCGGGUGGGAAACGAUUUGCCUGCACACGUUGCGAUAAAAGAUUUUCUUGGAAGCAUCACUUACAAAGACACAUGCAUACACACACUGGGGACAGACCAUUUGCCUGCUCAGUUUGUGGUAAAAGAUUCAACGAUAAGGGAAAUUUAAACAAACACGCAAACAUACAUACUGGAGAAAAGCCAUUUUCCUGCUCAUUUUGUGAUAAAAGAUACUUCACAAAGACAAAUUUAAACAUUCACACGAGAAGACACACUGGAGAGAAGCCUUUUUCCUGCUCACUUUGUACGAAAAGAUUCACCUCGAAGGCAGAAUUAAGCAGUCACGCUAAAACACACACUGGAGAGAAGUCUUUUGCCUGCUCACUUUGCGAUAAAACUUUUUCUUGGAAGCAUCAGUUAACAAGACACACGCGUACCCACACUGGAGAAAAGCCUUUUCUCUGCACAGUUUGUGAUAAGAGAUUCACCACGAAGGUAGAAUUAAACAAUCAUAGAAGAACACACACUGGCGAAAAGCCUUUUGUCUGCACAUGUUGCGGUAAAAAAUACACCCGGAAGGUACAAUUAAACAACCACAAAAGAGCACACACUGGAGAGAAGCCUUUUCCCUGCUUACUUUGCGAUAAAAGAUUUUCUCAGAAGCAACAGUUAACAAGACAUACGCAUAGGCACACUGGAGAGAAGCCUUUUCCCUGCUCACUUUGCGAUAAAAGAUUCUCAGAGAAUGGAGAGUUACUCAGACAUGCAAGAAAACGCCAUGGAGUUUCUGGGAAAACACUCACACAGGAGGGACAUUUCGAAUCGCACACAAGAACCCACCCUGGGGAAUAACCUUUCAAUUGCCGUGUGUGACAUAAGAAAUGAUUGUGCAGAUCCUGUUCAUUUUCAGAACUAUUCACUAUUCAUGAUUUCAUACCUUUUAUUUGAUUGAAUUGGGCUACUUCUCUUUCCAUCACAUGAUACUUUUGCGAGUCUACUGCUUUUCGCCAUUUUUAUUUUGAAUGUUGGCAUUUGAAAUACUUGCUGCCCUUCUUUUUGUUGUUUGUUCAAUUGAGUGUUGUUUUUGGCAGCCCUAUUAAUUCUCGUCUUAGUCUUUUGGAUGAAAAUACUUAUUAGUCGUAGUCAUGAUUUAGUUAUUUCAAAAUGUGUUACUCUUCGUCUAGUUUUAGUCGACAACUUGUCAAAAUAUUUUCGUCUAUAUGUAACGGGUAUCUCAGAUUUGCAAAUAUUGUAUGUUUUAUAAUUACACAAAACUUGGUUGUUUUCUUAUUUUCUUUUUUAUUUUCUUCUAUCCUCCUUCAAAGUUGGAACUUUUUUCUUUUUUUACGACCCUGUUGGUCGUAUGUUGUUUGUUUCCCCUAUGUGAGUUAUUAACGCGACACCUUGGGUGCACUUUAUUCUGCCUUUUUCUGCGUGGAUGUCAAUGGGGAGGUAUGGGGAUAUAUAAAAAUCGCGUUGCAUCUCUUUUUGUAUUCAUUUUGAACAGGGGCAUGUUGUUAAUGACAAGUUAAA